UUCUUUCAAAAUGGCGAAGAGACGUGACGGGAAAAUCCUUCCUAGUGAAGUGGUGGAAGUAGAAAGUCUUUUGUUAAACUUAAAACAAAGAACCAAAAGGAAAUUGGCAGAUCGUGAUUCAAGUGAGGAAUCACAUUAUUCCUGGGACAGAGAUGCUUUCUUCCAAAGGGUGCAAACCUUCUCAGUAUCUACAUGGUUUGGAAAGCCUGAAAGAUUAUCUCCCCUACAGUGUGCUAAGUAUGGCUGGAGAAACACAGAAUCAGACAUGCUGCAGUGUGGUGUAUGCCGUGCAGUGAUCUGUGCCACAUUACCUUUCAACUUUGACCCCAAAAUCUAUAAAACAUGUGUUAAAAAUUUAAUGGACAAAUUGAAGUCUGGCCAUGAACAGGCUUGUAAAUGGAGGUCAAACCCUACUCCAGAUUCUGUACUUCAAAUUCCCAUGGACAAUAAAGAAGAGGUCAUUAAAGAAUUCAACAAGAGACUACAAAGCCUACUGCCUUGUAGAAGUAAACUUCCUUACAUCAACAUGGCAACCAUAGAGGCUAAGGGAGUUACAGAUGCAGAGUUGACAACACUUGCUGAGAACUUGAUGAAUUCUGCCAUUAACAAAGGAGUAGAUGAUCGGGAACUCAUGAGAAAAGCUGCUGUUAUCUCACUUUGUGGUUGGAAAAUCAGGUCAGACGAUGUGGAGGACAUCUUGUCCUGUGACUUCUGUAGGAGAAACAUUGGGUUGUGGAAUUAUAAAUCUCCACAUUGGCACCAGACUCAUGUCAUGGCAGAGCAAGACACCACAGAAGGUUUAGAUCAGACAGAAACUAUAGAAAGAGUUACACAGAUUGAGAAAAACUUUGAAGAAGUGCAAGACAGCAUAGAAUCUGUAGAAAGAGUUACAGAGAUUGACAAAAGCUCAGAAAAUGUGCAAGACAGAGUAGAAACAGUAGAAAGAGUUACAGAGAUUGACAAAAGUUCAGAAAAUAUGCAAGACAGUUGUACAGACAAAGACAAUGAUGAAAAUGGACUUGAAAAUUCCGGUGAAAAUAAAAUAUCUGACAGUGUGCAAGAAUCUAGUGCUGAAGUCCCUCAAACAGAAGGUGAAUCAGAUAUUGUUCAAAAUGGUGCUUUGGUGCAAGAUAAGGAAAAUAAAGGCCAGGGUGGUUGCAAUGAGGAUAUAAAUGAAUCAAAUAUGGAGACACAUUCUGGUGAUACAUGUACAGAGUAUAUGACAAAAACGGACAGUAAUGGUACAGAGGAUGAAUGUAUGACUAAAGGAGACAGUGAUUUAAGCGAAGAGUCAAAACCUGAUGUAGACAUUCAAAGUGCUAAAGACUUUACAGAUACGGAUGCUUUACAAGCCAGGGACACUGAUGAUGUUAAUGGUGAAGAUAGUGCAAGACUAUUAAAUUCUGAUCUAGGUGAUGAUGUGAAAGACUUAAUUGAUGACAAAGAGAAAGUUGAAAAUGAUGACCAUAUCUCUAAAGAUCAAGGAAUACAAGAAAGUGUUACAGAAACAGUUACGGAGAACAUUGAGGAAAUGAAAUCUAAUCUUCAGACAGAAUUGUCCAAUGGUAAUUCCAAAGAGGAAAAUGUUACCAAGGAGGAUAACUCUUCAGACACCUCCCAGGAUCAGACUGAGGGGCCUCCUAAAUCCCCUGACAGACCCUCCAGCACCACACAGACAAACAGUACCUCAGACACGGUGGAGAGACCCAGAAAGAGAGUAAAACUAGAAGAAAAAGAGAGCUUUGAUCCUUUGGCAGAACAUCGAACUUGGUGUCCUUGGUUACAGAAGUCAUGUGACACGAGUCCCUGGAAACGGUCUGGCAGUGAGGGAAUGUUACCAUGGAGGAAAAUACUGUAUAUAGUGUGUCCAAGUCUGAAGGAGGAAGGGGAGGAAAAUUCUCUCAGCUAUCAGUAUAAACAGGUUUCUCCAGUUGCAGCGUUACAGAGGGUGUGCAGAAUUCUUAAUGACUGGACGAGAACAGAGUCAAAAGAUUAAAUCAGCUGUAUGGUUGAAAACAAGUACAUGAAUAUGAACUUCAUUGAUAGGCCAAAUAUGUGACUCUUCAGUUUUAGAGCACAGGACUAAAAGAUUAAGAUAUUGAAUGUCAUUUACAGCAAAUCUUGCUAUUUCCUUUGAUCUUGUUACAGAUUUUUUUCCUCUAUCUGGUUGACAUUCAUCAUUGUUAAUAAAAUAGUUUUUUUCUUUUUGUAUUGGUUCUGCAAUUUUUAAGCAAUUAUAUAAAUUUUUAAGCUUUCUCUCUCAGUCAUUCAAUCCGAGUAUAAAGGCUACAGCAGAAAAAAUAACAACUUAUUAAUCAAUGUUUGUUUUCUAUGCUGAUUGAAAGUAUCUUCAAUAAAAAUUCAUUGUUUUGACUUGA
Molecule: messenger RNA, 2378 nt
Organism: Saccostrea cuccullata (small rock oyster)
Lineage: Eukaryota; Metazoa; Mollusca; Bivalvia; Ostreida; Ostreidae
Exons: 9
Coding region: 11-1996 (661 amino acids)
Cellular component (GO): nucleus
Molecular function (GO): zinc ion binding
Source: RefSeq, a predicted model, not a curated record